CCUACGCGGACCUGCAUUCCGCUGCAACAGGACUUUCACCAUUCCUAGAGGGACCCAGUCGAAGACAUGGAACAAGCUUGUCAGGCAUGCCACUUACCAUGUUAUUUAUAUGAACUGGUUUCCUUCAUCUUUUCAUGCUGCUGGGACGUCCGUGCCUUCUCCUCUCGUGCGCAGCUUAGGGCAUCUCAUUGAUCGCGCUACAAGACCAGACGAGCCGUUGUCCACUUCACGAACACGGGUCAAGAUCGGGAUACUUGUCUGACUGCGGAUUAGAACCGUCUCCACUCGCUUCCUCAUCCAAUCCAGACACUCAGAAGACCGUCGUUUGUACUUCAAAAUGAAGAGUGCUGCCGUUAUUUGCGGCCUGUUGGCCUCGUCGGUGUCCGCCCAUGUCCAGAUGUCCAAUCCGUUUCCCAUUCGCAGUCCUCUAAACCCAGACGCCAGUGGGAACAAGGACUACUCGUACACCAAUCCUCUUUCCAGCGAUGGUCAUGACUUUCCGUGCAAAGGAUAUGCAAACGACCCAUUCCAAUCGGUAGCGAACUACUCCCCUGGUGGCUCAUACAGCCUGGAACUGCAGGGGAGUGCCACGCACGGGGGAGGUUCUUGCCAAAUUUCCCUGUCAUACGACCAGGGCAAGUCGUUCAAGGUCAUCCAUUCAAUGCUCGGCGGGUGCCCCCUUGUCUCCAAAUACCAGUUCUCCAUCCCAUCGGACGCCCCCGGUGGACAAGCUCUUCUGGCGUGGUCCUGGUUCAACAAAAUCGGGAAUAGGGAAAUGUACAUGAACUGCGCCCAGGUUACCAUCGGCGGCUCCAAGAAGCGUGAUGUAGCACAGCAGCAGAUCGCCGGCAGCGUCGCCAGCUUCAGCAGCGCUCCACCAAUGUUCAUCGCCAACGUCAACGGGCCUGGAGGGUGCACGACUAUCGAAGGCCAAGAAGUCAACUUCCCCCUUCCCGGCUCGUCCGUUGAGGGUAGCGGUUCUGGAACCGGUUACACCUGCACCGGUACUGCUGAUUUUCUGGGAGGCUCCCACGGCGCUAACUCGCCGUCCUCGUCCUCUGCUGCUUCCUCCCGCAACGCCCUGACUUCAUCGUCAGCCGUUGCUCCGUCUCCGUCCUCUGUCUCUUCUUCAGCUGCUGCCUCGCAGUCGGCUUCCAAAGUGGCAUCCGCCUUCGGGUCUAACAAGGAGCACACUGUGCUGCUUCCCACUGCUGCAGCAGGGUCUGAAUCUAGCCGCAUUGCCAAUGACCUGUCCAAUGGAAAUGUUCAUGGUGCCGCUCAUGUUGCCGCUCAUGAUGGCGCCCACGGUGGCUCUUGCGUUGACAACACUAUCGUCUGUAAUGAGGAUGGCAAGUCAUGGGCCCUUUGCGCUCACGGCCGCCCGGUCCACAUGGGAUCUGUUGCUGACGGCACCUACUGCAAGCACGGCGCCAUGCACGCUGCUUGAAGGGCUAGCCACAGUCCUCUGAACGACCGCCUUUCAAUCUUAUACUUCUCGCGUUGAGCACUUCCCUCAAGCUUAAAAUUGGGUUCAAGUGCGCCAAAUGCUCUUAUGUAUCUUCGAUAAUGAUGUAUUGUUAAUUCU
This is a messenger RNA of Aspergillus homomorphus CBS 101889, 1585 nucleotides long. RefSeq lists its product as uncharacterized. Bases 338 to 1447 code for a protein of 369 amino acids. The record is from RefSeq and is a predicted model, not a curated record. Lineage: Eukaryota; Fungi; Ascomycota; Eurotiomycetes; Eurotiales; Aspergillaceae. The transcript is spliced from 2 exons.